AUGGCAAUCACCGACCUCCUCGUUCUCAUCACUCUCGUGUUAAUGUUCAAAAUCUACAUGUACUACACCCCUUUCUCCUUCCUCUCCCUCUCCGCAAUUUGUCCUUCCAAUAUGUACAUGCGGGUAGUUUCUCUGGACUUUUCCGUCUGGUUAACCAUGUCCUUCACCUUUGACCGUUUUGUCAGCAUUUGCUGCCCAAAGCUGAGACUCACCUAUUGCACGGAUAAGACGGCCGUCGCGGUUAUUGUGUCCCUGUUCGCACUGAGCUGCUUAAAAUACAUUCCCUUUCAAUUCAUGUACGAGUCACGCUUCACCGUGGAUAGUGUGGAAUGGGAGUGCCAACCCAAACGCGCAUUCUUCAUUUCCGGCUGGUGGUUGCUGUUUUCGUGGAUGUGUUCAAUCUCAGCCCCCUUACUACCCUUCCUAAUAAUUCUAUUCUUCAACGGACUGACGGUCAGGAACAUCAUAGUGGCCAACCGAGUUCGUCGCCGCCUGAAGGCAAUUGAUCGCAAGGACACUGAGACGGAGAAUCGGCGGAAGUCCAUCGUUUUACUAUUCACAGUGUCCAGCGCCUUCAUUCUGCUGUGGACAACGGCAGCUGUAACCUUCCUCUGCACUCGGGUUACUGUGAAUUUCGCGGGCGGGGAUCACACAAGCCCAUCUUACAUCGCCAAUGAAGUAGGGAUCUUGCUCAUGAACUUCAACUCCUGCGUCAACACGUGUAUCUACGGAUUGACACAGAGGAAGUUCAGGCUGGAGGUGAAGAACGCGCUUACAUAUUUACCGCGUCUUAUUGUUCAACUCGUGACACCCGCGCGGCAGUUGCCUAAUACUGGGGUUGGGGAAUGA
Molecule: messenger RNA, 849 nt
Organism: Amblyraja radiata (thorny skate)
Lineage: Eukaryota; Metazoa; Chordata; Chondrichthyes; Rajiformes; Rajidae
Product: probable G-protein coupled receptor 139
Exons: 1
Coding region: 1-849 (282 amino acids)
Biological process (GO): G protein-coupled receptor signaling pathway
Cellular component (GO): plasma membrane
Molecular function (GO): G protein-coupled receptor activity
Source: RefSeq, a predicted model, not a curated record